GUUAAAGAACAUUAAUUAUUAAUUAACAAUCUAAAAUUUAUGAAGUGAAAUGUAUUAAACAGUUGUUUGAAACAUAGCAGGCAUAGCAACAUAUGGUAUUAUCAUAUAACAAGUAAAAAGUUUCGUGACGUGUCGGCAGAGGGCUCAACAAACUUUUUAAUCGAAUCAUCAGGAAAUUAUCCCGUUGGAUUUAAUUGAAUUUGUUUCGGUUUCCGGCGGUCUAAGUUUGGCAUAUUCACCCGGGUAAUCUCUAUCAAGGGAAGCGAGUUUAUUGACUUUAACAUAAUGUAUUAAUCACAUGUGUAGGUCUUUUUCAACAAUUCUAGCGUGUUUUGGCUAAUGAAUAUGUGUUUUAUAAAACUAAGAGAGAAUUUAGGCGUGCAGCGUUGUUAUUUUGUUUCAAUUUUCAUUUAUAAAAUAAAUCUGUUUCAUUUGUAUAGACAACAUGACAAAUAAUUGUCCUUAGAGAUUUAUCAGGGCAACCAGAUACCGACAGUCUAUGAUCAAUGUAGGAGCCACAAUGUAGGUAAUUGGGUCAAACAAGGGUCAAGGCUCGAACAAGGGUUGUGUGACAGAUUAUUCUCUCCCAAGCCUUGGCAAGCUGCUACCUGCACGACCCUUUCUUAAAGUAAUGGUAGAAUUAAUCUGAAAUUAUAAGGUUACGAAAAAAAACACCCCUUUUAAAAUAGUCCGUAGGUAUUAUACAGCAUUCGUAGCAAUAUAGCUACGCCGAAAGUAGAUAAAUCGAAUAACAGCCUAAACUCGGGAGGCUUGCAUCCAAAAAUAGCUCGCGAACAUCGCACGGAUAGCUUUGUUCUUACGGAAAAAAUAAAAUGUUUUACUGGUACUUGUAACGAUAUACAAGCAUCGCUCUAGAGCUCUUCCUCCCUCAAAUACGCUAUUCGUAAACAAAAAUGUAUUAACAUCGACCAAACCCAAUUAAAGUUACGAAAUAAGUGAGCCAAAAGUUUGUAAUCACAUUAUGAUAAUGAUUAACAGGGUGGUGUAUACUUCAUAAGUAUAUUAAAUUGUGAUUCAUAUUUCAGAUUUGUGAGCAAUAAAGACAGAUUUGUUUGUAUGUAGUUUUGACAAGCUGCGCGGUCAGGCUGCGCGCGCACCUCCCCGCCAUCUUGGCUUUCCAUCCCAUCCCAUUUCAAUAGGUGAGGGAGCUCGUAACAGCUGUGAGCGCGAAACACUCGACAUCCCUAUAUUAGGGGUUACUAAUAAAACAAUUGAAUUGAGAAAAUAAGCAAACGGCAUAGUUACAGCCCAUGUCACGGAAUAACAGGCAAACGUUUAAAUCAAGAUAGUGUGGACGAGUAGAACAACCAGCGAGUGUUGCAAAGUCUAGUUAAAAGCGGCAAAAAUCGAUAAAAGAGUAAACCUUGCACCCACUGUUGUUCGUGGUGUGAAUGUAAAAAGAGAUAGCUACACGCAACGUGUCCGCCGCUACACAGCUUGAAGCCGUUCGACCAAUAAAAAUAUAGUAAUAGGCGCCCCCUGACGCCCUUUACUCAAUUUGAUACACGAAGACUGAUAAAAGAUGACUGGGGACGCUAAAUGGCAGAAGGAUGCGGGGGACCAGAACUUCGAUUAUAUGUUCAAACUGCUCAUCAUAGGAAACAGCUCCGUAGGAAAGACUAGUUUCUUAUUCCGUUAUGCGGACGACUCGUUCACUUCAGCCUUUGUGUCUACCGUCGGUAUCGACUUCAAGGUGAAGACUGUCUUCCGUCAUGACAAACGCGUCAAACUACAGAUAUGGGAAUUUCAGGACACGGCAGGGCAGGAGCGCUACCGCACCAUCACCACAGCCUACUACAGAGGCGCCAUGGGAUUCAUUCUGAUGUACGACAUCACCAAUGAGGAGAGCUUCAACAGUGUCCAGGAUUGGGUGACACAGAUCAAGACGUACUCAUGGGACAACGCGCAGGUGAUCCUCGUGGGCAACAAGUGCGAUAUGGAGGAGGAGCGCGUCAUCAGCACCGAGCGCGGCGCACAGCUCGCCGAACAACUCGGCGUCGAGUUCUUUGAAACCAGUGCCAAGGAAAAUAUAUUUGUUAAGGCUGUGUUUGAGCGACUGGUCGAUAUAAUCUGCGACAAAAUGUCUGAGAGCCUGGAUUCUGAGCCCGCCAUGUUAGCGGGCGGGGCGCGCGGCCAACGUCUCACCGAGCAGCCGCAAGGCACCACCAGCAACAACUGUAACUGUUAAUAUAACAAUCCAAACUGUUACCUCAUUUUUUUAAGUUUUAGGAAAUUCUAUUCAACAUUUGUUCACAACGGGGUCUUUUAUUUUAGGCAGUUACUAAAGUUGUAUUUGCGGCAUCCAUUUUCUUUUUAUUCUCGUGAAAAGCGUGAUUGUUCAUAUUGAUAUCGAACCCCGAGUACACUUCUACAGAUAUAAAGUAACUCAAUCAUAUUUUUUUUUAUUAAUUAAAUUCUCUAGUUACUUGUUACGGUUUCAAGCAUAAAUUUUAAUUUUGGUUACUAAAUUGAAUAAUUGUUAAAACAUGUGUAACAAAAAAAAUAUUAUGUAUUAGUAUUAUUAAAUCUAUAGGUGUUAGUUAGCUAUCUACGUAUUGCGAGCUGGAGUAGGGAUCUGAUACUUCUUAUAGCUGUUACUUUAACGAUAUGAAUUUAUGUAUUAUUGACGUAAAUCAGUUAUAUUUAUGUCAUUUUAAAAUCAUUUAGAUAUUAUUUACAUAAAUCAAGAUUUACAACGAGAUAUUUUAAGGUAUACAGUUCAUUGUUGUAUCUGUUAUCGCGCGAUUUGAUUUCACAAAAAUAUAUUUUAUCCGAAAGUACUAUUUGGACCAAAAACAGAUAUUUUACAAAUUUAUUUACAAAAAGUUCAGAAGGCGCAAAUAUGUUUAGUUAAAAUUUAAAUAAUUAAAGUUAAAUAUGUUUUAUUAAGUACGUAGGUGCAUGUUUUCCGCCUCUUACAUUGCUUCAUAUUCUGUGUGGAUGUAUCGCGACUACACGGUAGAGUUGUUACUUCAUUAUUAGUAGAUUAAUUGAUCAAUGUUCGUUGUUAUACUUUGGCGUAAUCUUGGAGCUAAUGUUAUCUUCGGUAUAUAAAAUACCAACCUUUGUGUACGCUUCAAUACCCCUUGGCCUGAAUAUGAAAAUUUAACUAAAUCAGGUAUAAACUAUUACCUAAAGUGUUUGUAAAUACGUUUACCAAAAUGUAUAAAUAAUUGUAUAGUAUUAUAUCUACCUACAUAUAAAUCUGUUUGUAUUCUUGUUACCUCCUAUGCUAUGUUAAUAUAUAACUAUAGGUGUUUAUUUCAAUCACUAUGUUUAGGAGUAAGUAAGGUAGGAACAUUUUCAAGUUUUAGUUGGACGCAUGACCGGGUUGCGUGGACUCACGAGAGACGAGUAACUAUCGAAAGGUUUCAUGGUUGUUGCCCACCAUCGGCAGCACUAUCUAUCUAUCUGUAGACGACAUAGACAAUACGAUUUAUAUCAAAUUCUGUUGAAACAUGAGCACAUUAUUUUUUUAGAAUCUAAUUAUUAGGUAAAUUAGUUAAGAUAUAACGCGUCGGCGGCUGCUCGAUGGAAUAUAAACUAAUAUACGUACACGUUUUAUUAUAUAAUCUAAAUCAGUGACUCGAUGUUCAAUGUUCAUCUCUUCGGAAAGUAAAGGUAUCUAUUUGAAGGUUUACAAGUUUAUGAAGAAUACUUAUGAAGCCAAAUUAAUUAAAUAAUUAUGAAUAUUAUAUAUCGGAAACUACAAUUGUAUUGUUAUAUCUAAGUAAAUAUUUUGAUGGAAUUUGUCCCUAGAUCUCAUAACGUAAUAGAAAGCUUGCCUUCGCUCUUGCUGCGUUUCAUUUUUACAAACUUGAAAAUUAUACUUGAAUUAAAAGAGGCUUUCUUACAAUAAAAUUAACUUAUUUAAUACGAAAAUACUAUCAAAUUAGCUGUCUUUAUAAAAAUAAAUAUAAAAGUCAAUUUGACAAAAUCAAUUAAGAGCAUUUUGAGGACCCAAAGUCACUGGAUAUAGAGUUGUGUUAUUACUAAAGAGAUGUGUAUAAAGGUUAACUAGGACAUGGGAUGCGGAAAAUGUAAGGAUAUUCUUACAUAAGGCAAUGCAAGUCUCCAAUACUGUAGUGCUCUUAAAACUCGCAGAGGUUAUUAUAUAGGAAUAUUACGGGUCAACUUGCGUAAACUUGUGUAGGAAGGAACCAACCCUAUAACACAAAUAUCUAAUUAAAUGUAGAGCAGCAAUGA
Messenger RNA from Trichoplusia ni (cabbage looper), 4227 nucleotides. It is a transcript of the gene Rab3, whose product is annotated as ras-related protein Rab-3. Gene Ontology annotation, cellular component: synaptic vesicle; endosome; plasma membrane. The record is from RefSeq and is a predicted model, not a curated record. Gene Ontology annotation, biological process: protein secretion; protein localization to plasma membrane; regulation of exocytosis. Lineage: Eukaryota; Metazoa; Arthropoda; Insecta; Lepidoptera; Noctuidae. The coding region runs from base 1544 to 2209 and encodes 221 amino acids. The transcript has 7 exons. Gene Ontology annotation, molecular function: GTP binding; GTPase activity.